AUGAGCAUCCCCUUGGGACAAGUUUUGGAUUAUAACCCAAGCUGCGUCAGCGAGUUUCCCUCGGUAGACGAGAUCAUCCUGAACCCUCACGCUCGCGGCUUCAAGUUUGACAUCCCGUUCCUCGUUCUUGGAAUCUUUCGUGAUCGCACAUGGCCAGGGAAUCGACCGUCCCUUGUUUACGUCACGGAUCUCACUACCCACGAUAACCUUUUGGAUGUCAACCAUGUUUUCCUGUUGGGCAAGACCCCUGGCUUGCCAGACAACCAGAUCGUGACCUUGUCGCUAACAUCCUCCCGGACCACGACGUUGUUGAAAGAACUCAAGCGCCAGCGAGGCAUGGAGCCUGACAUCUAUGAUGCUUCAUCCAUGGAUAUUUCCGAGCACUGUGUGCUUAUCAGCGCUGUGGGCUUCCUCAAGGUCUACUCACACCGGAUCGAAGCGUAUGGACUAGAAAUGAGAUUAAUGCCAACUUAUCCCGAUCUUAAAGAAUCUGAGUUUGUGCUGCUAGAACCAUUGUUUACAAGGUUGCAAAAGGUUGCAUCUACUGUGUGGAUAAGAAGACAUAUGGUAAAUACGUCUGAAAGCACAAGGGCCGGAAGGUCACGCCCCGCCCCAUCACUAGAGGGUUUGAACAAGCGUGUGAGACGGAACGUUGAGGAGGAAUUGAGACUGGAAAUUCCCGGUGCGAAACCUACCUCUGAAAAUGAUAAGUUGGCCGGCUUUCCCCAAACAUCACAUCUGCCAAGCUCUUAUAUAACCAUCCGCCCUGCCGGACAGCUACCAUCAGGCGUGCCAGCCUCGUCCAAGCAGAUCCAUUUAGCAGAACUGUCGCAGGCCGACCUGCUGAAAUUGCAUACAACUAUCCACCAUGGUGACUGCGUGUCUAAAUCCUCCACUACAGCCCAUCCUGCCGGCUUCCCGCUGCACCACCUGCCACAGAUACACACAACGAAUAGCAGUCCGGAUGACCAUCCACAAGUAGCGUACAUUUCACGUCAAACACCAGAGAUAGUUAUGGCGCCACCGCAGUCCCGUCAACGUAAAAUGAUUCAGGAGGUCAGUUUCAGUGAUUUGGCCAAUUAUGCCACGAAAAGACAUGUUGGCGAUGUUUUCCGGGUAGCAGUUCGAUUGGUAGGGGUGCAACCCGAUGGAAACCUCAUUGUCAAGCCGUACAAACGCACUUGUAAGUUGCUUCCUGUUAGACUUGUGUUUGCCAAUCCUAGUGUUACAACAGGGCGUGUUGCGUCUCCCGACGAGUUCUCAGCAGAGGUGGUGGACGUGCCGCGGUUCUUGGGCUUCGAAGAGGUGGAAGAGGUCUUGGCAGGGUAUCCGUUGGUGGAUGUUAAGAUGGCAAAUGUGAGAGAAAGGGAUUUACUUGAAGUCAAUGUUAAGUUGUGUUAUAGCGAGAGUCUCAGGGAGUGCUACUGGACAUGUGAAUCGAAGCUUGACGAGAUUUAA
This is a messenger RNA of Babjeviella inositovora NRRL Y-12698, 1458 nucleotides long. RefSeq lists its product as uncharacterized. The coding region runs from base 1 to 1458 and encodes 485 amino acids. The record is from RefSeq and is a predicted model, not a curated record. The transcript has a single exon. NCBI's taxonomy places the organism in Eukaryota, Fungi, Ascomycota, Pichiomycetes, Serinales.